GGUCGCCUAGCAACGCCUUAAACAACCUGUUGGGGAGGGAGGCUAACGGGCUCAUGUUACCUCUGUAAAACUUUACAAUAAACUGAUGUCGUCUUGAGGAAAAUGGACCGAGAAUUGAACGAAGAGGAACUCCAGGAUUUGUACGCGUGGAUAGACAAAAUACCUCUGUCCCGGCCCAAAAGAAACAUCACAAGAGACUUCAGCGACGGGGUGAUGGCCGCAGAGGUGGUCAAAUAUUUCUUCCCAAAGCUCGUCGACCUGCACAACUAUAUCCCGGCGAACUCCACGCAGCAGAAGCUCAGUAACUGGAGCCUACUCAACAGGAAGGUGUUUUCCAAGCUGAACUUUCACGUGCCCGAGGAGACAGUGAGGAGGAUUGUGCUGAGCGCCUCUGGAGUGAUAGAGCCUAUGCUGUGCAGCCUCAGGGAGAAGAUAGAUAAGAAACUGGAGCACACUACAGAGAAUAUACUGGGUUUGGACUACUAUGACACCAGGGAGCAGGAGAAGCUGCACUCAGAUAUUCGUCAGACUGAGGCGAAACAUCCUGUUCAGCUGGCAGGAGGAGAGAUGAAAAAAGAUGACAAGAGCAGAGUAAAAAAUGGCAAACCGCAGCCCGCUGUGCUGUGCUACUCAGACAUGGACCCAGCUUUCCGGCUAAUCCUGCAGGAAAAAGAGCAGGCUGUCAUGGCUUUGCAGGAGACUGUGGAGCUCCUGCAGAUGAAAGUGAGCAGGUUGGAGCAUCUGGUUCACUUGAAGGACAUGCGCAUCGACGACCUGACUCGGCAUCUGGAGACGUACAAAGCAAAAGGCAACGCGCGCUGAUCCAAAACACAAACAGCAACACAAUUUAUGAUAAACACUCACACACAACUGGUCAUACAGUCGCAGCAUACUGAGAUAUACAACCCCUCCAACCCUGACUCUGAUGAGCUCUCACUUUGUUGAACACUUAGGAUCAGAUCAUACAGUGUAAAGGUCUGAGGUCCUACCAGCUCAAAUGCAUCACACCUGUUGAAAUGUACCAGAUGUUUUAUGUUUCGUUGUGUGUUUUUGUGAUGUAACCACACUGGUUUGGUAAUUUAAUUGUGUUUGUCGGACUAUUCACAGUGCACAGCUGUGAUGUAAUAAUCAUUGUAAUAGCAAUAUUUUUGUAUUUCGUGUCCCUGUGUUUAAAUCUUGUCUGAGGAGAUUCUACUGAAAAUGGUUUAUCCGCC
This is a messenger RNA of Acanthopagrus latus (yellowfin seabream), 1214 nucleotides long. It is a transcript of the gene spef1, whose product is annotated as sperm flagellar 1. Gene Ontology annotation, cellular component: axoneme. The coding region runs from base 103 to 822 and encodes 239 amino acids. The record is from RefSeq and is a predicted model, not a curated record. NCBI's taxonomy places the organism in Eukaryota, Metazoa, Chordata, Actinopteri, Spariformes, Sparidae. The transcript is spliced from 7 exons. Gene Ontology annotation, molecular function: microtubule binding. Gene Ontology annotation, biological process: regulation of cytoskeleton organization.